UUUUUUAAAAAAAUCAUUCUAUUUUCCCCUUCGAUUACCUAAUUAUUUACACAUUCUUUUAUAUUUACUACAGUGGUUAUUUAAAACUUUAUUUAAUGUUUAUUUAUUUUGAGGGAGAGAGAGACAGAGUGCAAGCAGGGGAAGGGCAGAGAGAGGGAGACACAGAAUCCUAAGUAGGCUCCACACUGUGAGCUGUCAGCACAGAGCCUGACAUGGGGCUUGAACUCAUGAACCAAGAGAUCAUGACCUGAGCUGAAGUUGGACGCUUAACCAACUGUGCCACCCAGGUGCCCCUACAGUCAAUAUUUUAGACUCUUACUCUAUAGGGUAGAGUACAACAUCCAUCUUGAUAUUUCUUUACUAUCUUUUAGCAUCUCUUGUUGCUGUUAAGGAACUAGCUGAUUGUUAUUCCUUUGUAGGUAAUUUGUGUUUUAUUCUAGUGGCUCUAGAAUUUUAAUUUUUAUCCCUGAUGUUCUGCAGUGUCACUGAAACAUCAGUUUAUCUUUAUUUGUCCUGGUGAGUACUUGGGUUACACUUCCCAUCAGAGGAUUCUUGUCUUUUUUUUUUCAAUUCUAGAAAAGUCUCUGUUAUCUUUAUAUAUUACCAUCCUGCCAUUCUUUUGGAACUCCUCUCAGUCCAUCCAACACAGCUGCUACUUGUUCUUUUAUUAAAAAUUAUUUUCUUUAUUUUCCUACAUUGCACACUGGGUGAAUUCCUCACUAUUUUCUAAUUUACUAAUUCUUUUUUUUAAACUUUUUUUUAACGUUUAUUUAUUUUUGGGACAGAAAGAGACAGAGCAUGAACGGGGGAGGGGCAGAGAGAGAGGGAGACACAGAAUCGGAAGCAGGCUCCAGGCUCUGAGCCAUCAGCCCAGAGACCGACGCAGGGCUCGAACUCACGGACCGCGAGAUCGUGACCUGAGCUGAAGUCAGACGCUUAACUGACUGAGCCACCCAGGCGCCCCUGAUUUACUAAUUCUUUAACUGUAUUCAGUCUUGAUUAUAUAUUAUUUGUUGAGAUUUCAAAUUUUGAUGCCUAUGUUUUUCAUUUCCAAGUUUUCUAAUUGGUUCUUUUCAUAUCUACCUAUAAAUUAUUUCAUUCUGUCUUUAUUUGUUCUUUUAAGAUGGAAAUUAUUUCUUCACUUUUUUAGCAUCCUAAGCACAUUCAUUUGAUGAUAAUGAGGAGGAGGAGGUGGAGGAGAAGAGGAUGGUGACAAUGAUUAUCAUUAUUAUUAUUUUAUUAAAGUCUUUGAGAGACUGUUUUACAAAAUUAAUCUCCUCUGAAGUAAUUUCCUGUUCCAAUUGUUGAUUUUGUUAUGUUGUCUAUCUUUUGUAGCAUUAGAUUUCUACAUGUCUUUGGGAACUUGAGUUUGUUUAUUUUAAGUAGCAUCUCUCUAUUUCUCUUCCUUUCCCUCUUUCUCUCCUUCUGUGUAAAACACUUCCUUUCUAGUUGCUUUUUGUGACUGUCUCAUUUGCACCCCUACUCCUGAUCUAAUGUCCAGAACCUGGUCUUAAAAUGACAGUAAGUGGCUCUUCUCCUGUAGAGAUAUGGGGAUGUUGUGGAUUCAGGUAGAGUGCCAACAGUUUCUAAUUGAGAAUAAUAAUCAAUAUUUACUGAGUUAAUACUAUAUGCCAGGCACUAUCCUACAUAUAUUAUUUCAUAUAAUGUUCCUAACAGUUCUAUGAGUUAGAUGCUACUACUACUAUUGCUAUGACUACUAUGACUAUUACUUCUACUAUCACUACCACAAUGAUGACCAUUUUACAAAUGAGUAAAUUAAGGCAUGUUAAAUAAUGCCUUUAGUGAAGACAAACCAGAACAUUUGAAUGAAUGAAUGAAUGAAUGAAUGAAUAAAUAAUCCAUUGUUGCUGGUAGCAGGUAGACUGAACUCAGACCAAAUUAAUUUUCUGGCUUUUUUUCCAUAUCAUUAUUAACCAAAACUAUGGGUAUAUGUCACUGGAAUAUAAGUUUGUAGUUUAUAAUAGCCAAUUUUAUUAAUAUGAAAUUAUUUUAUUUCUAUGAAAUUUUUGUAGUCCUAUAGACAAGUACUCUCCUACUCCAAAUCUCUAUCCAACUCUCACCCAUAGAAAGCACUUUAUAAUGUCAAGGGAAAAGAUGUGAUCCAAAGGGCAGGCUGAAAUGCUGAAAGUGAUACCUAAUAGUACCUAUCUCAUCUUUUUUGACUCUCAUGUUAAUUUUUAUUAUACUUAUUUUACAUAUGAAUAAAUAGAGUCUCCAGGAGUUGAAUAAAUUGCCUAAGGAUAUAUUGCUAGUGAGGGACAGACUCUGAGUCAGGAGCCAAACUUGUGUCUUCUGAUUCUUAAUUAUUCUUUGCAUGUUUUCAUCAUACCAUGAUACCCACCUGUAAUGAAAUACCCACCUAUAGCAAGAGAGAAACAGCUCCCCCUCCUCACCAUUUUUAUUUCUUAUAGAGAUGUUUAUAGUUAUGGUAGGUUCUUCAGAGAUCACAGACAGGAACUUGGAUGUCUCAGAAAAGAACAUCAAGGACUUUAUGGAGGCACUCCAAGUUGCUGGUCAGUUGUCAGCAGACAAUGUCUUACAAACGCUCAAGUUGCUGAAAGUCAAAAUCCUAAAUAACAAGAUGGCAACUCCACGAUGCCAGAAGGUGACAGAUAUCAUCGUUGACUACAUGAAGACCAUGAAGCCAGAGGGAGAACUGGAGGAGUUGUGCACUGAAGUCCUAUUGGCUCUGGGGUUCCAGUCUCCAGGAAUAGUCAUCUUCAAGCUGUGGGACAGAUGGCAUUUGAACAACUUGCCCCCAAACGGUCUCCUGGUUGCAGUGGGGAGACUCAUCUUCUGCCAGGGUGCAGACCCCUACAUUGGUGUCACAUGGGAAUAUAUACUGCACCUUCUGAGGAUGGCCCAAAAGGAGGAUGACAUGUUGGCAGUAUGUCAUGUGCUCAAAGGAUUGGUCAUCAGUGCCCGGAAACAUCUGGAUCUGGGUACUAAGAAUGAUGAAAUAAUGGACAUCACACAAGAGGCACUGUCCAUCAAGGCUUACCUCACCCUUCGGGUUCUCUUCAAUCGUUGGUCCCUGAGGAGCAACAACAAGGUGACAGAGGAAACUCUGGUGAUAAUUGGCCAUCUCUUCUUCCUCAUUCCACCAUCCAAACUCAAGAAUCAAGUGAACCGUUUAACCCGAUGGUUAAUGACUUUGAUGUCUGCAAAAGUGGCACCUUUCUACAUUUCCCAGUGUAUCUUCCAACUUAUAGAUGCUCUGGCUCUUAGUGGCUGUGGAGGUAUAAACUUGGAAUCCCAGCUGGGAAAUAUUAUAGGCAUGCUGUUCAAACAGCUGAGUGAAACAGUUGAGGACUCAAAUCAUCACUCUGUACAGAACCACAGCCUUGCCCUGAAGGCCUUCUAUAUCCUGACCAAGUUAUAUAAUGAUCGGGUGGUAACCUUAAUACGAGAGAACGUGGAAUCCAAGGAUCCAGCCAAGAUAGUAUCAACCAUUCAAAUUUUCACAGAUGUGCUCCAGAAAGUGCCCCAGACAGAGCAACUGAAGAAUGAGGUGAUGCAUUCAGUCAUAAUCAUGAUUCAGGAGGAUCUCAAACCAGUGCGAAGGGCCCUCCUGAACUUCAUGGAGAUGCUGAUCCAGCAUGACUACUUGGCCCUGCCCCAGGGGAGCAUCAUCAUCAACUAUGUCAUCAAGCUCAGCGAGUCUGACUGCUCAAAUGAAGAGGACAUCCAACUAACGUGUUCCAAAAUCCUACAGAUGGUAACCUUGCCCAAACUGAUCACCUUGGUAUGCCAGCCCAGCAACACCUUGGCCUUCGUGCCCCUGAGUAAGAUGGCCACGAAAAUGGCUCUGAGGGCCCGUUCCCUGGGCCAGGUUCCCUACCUCAGCAGCUUUCACCUCAGGCCUACCCAGUUCAUCUCCCCACAGAAACUCCUGACCCAUCUUGUGAUGUUUUCCCUGAAGCCCUAUAGAGAAGGGGAGUUUGGUGUAAGCUCUCUAAGGCUACUAUAUGCCCUGCAUCCUAUCACCUCCCUGCACCCCGUUAUCAACUCGAAUGUGGGCCAGCUGUGGAUGACGGAGAUCCCACAGAUGUUGCAGAUGCUGGAUGAUCACACUGAGAAGAGCCUCAAUCAGGAGGAGUGGGAAGGCAGGCUGCUCCAGUUUUCAAGUCAGUCAUUAUUGGCUAUCGAUGAUGACAGCUGGCUGGAGCAACUCAUUAAGGUUGUCUUGGAGAGGAUAAAUUAUUUCAACGAUGAUGAUGAGGAGGAGAAGGCUUUUCUAUAUAAAUUCUUGGGCUUCACCCUGCGGACCUCGAGGAAUAUAAAAAUGGUGCAGAUGAUGCUCUCUGCCAUCCUACAAACUGUCCAUGAAGAGCUGCAUGAGAGGGAGGGCAUUGCUGUGGCGCUCAGUAUCGUGUCCAUGAAACAUCUGAAGGUAACCCUGGACCAACUGCAAGCAUAUAGUGCUAUACUCACUGAAAAGAACUCAUCAUCCAUCCUCAAACUGAUGAAGGAACAUCAGCAAAGGGAAUGGGGGCUGGUCUGUAACAUCAUCUACUUAAGCUAUAGCAAGAUUAUUUCAGAGAGCAAGGGAGCCAUCUUCAUGCAUUUAGAUGACAUCCUGGCCAUGGUCCUGCAACACUACCGCAACUGUAUUGUAGAAAAGGAUAAGAACCUGAAGUUGGAGUACCUGGAUGCCCUGACCAAGCUAAUAAACAUCUUGAGCAGCCAGCCCAUGGCCUUUCAAUUCAAGUUCCCUCAGAAAAUAGAAAUUGUAACCCUUAUGAUGGAGUUAAUCAGGGAGGAGCCAUUGAAUUCCAUCUCCAGUUCCAUUAGGCAGAGGGCAAUGAACUUCAUCACUAACUUCAGGAAGCUCCAUCCCCUCACAGAGGUGGAAGAAAGAACAGAGCUACUCCAAACGUGCUUUCAGAGUGUGCUAUGCCUGCCAUCCACAGAGGAUUUGCAGAAGGAGGCAUCCAGUUCCCAGGAAGCCCAGGCCACUGAAGAUUUGCUCAUGGAGACCCUUCAAUCCCUCCUAAGGCUAAUGGAGACACUUAUUGUUGAGAUGCCUUCUCAGAUCCAGUACUGUUUGGAGCAUCUGAACAUAUGGCUGAAUUCCCAGAACGACAAUGAGAGGGAACGGGCCAUGUGGUGUGCUGCCCGUAUUCUUGGCUUCACUGCAAAAUGGAACAACUUUGGAGUGGAGAUCAAGUUCUCUCGGUUGGGGUGCUUGGUAAGGCUGCUGGCCAUGCGCUGCCAGGACCCAGUGGACAACAUCUGCUUCCUGUCUUCACAGGCAGUCUACAACCUCUACCGUAUCCUCCUGCUGCAAAAGCAGAUGCAAAGGAAAAAACAGGGCUUAUGGGAAGAAGAGGGCAAGAGUGAAGUCUAUAGCGCCAACGUGUUCUAUAACAACACCUUUGAGAUUGCCAAGGCAUUUGCAGAGUACUUCACUGAGAUGCAGCUCACCCACCUGGUGCUGACGGCCAUGGAGGGUCUGACUGACAGCAAGGCCACGGUGUCUCUGGCAGCAGCCCAGCUGAUGAGUGCUGUCAUGAAAGAACGGGGCAGAGAUAUGAUAAAGAUUGAAGAAAUUGUGGAGGGGAUUGUGGGACGGCUCAACGUACAGCUGGAGCCCAACACGAAGGAGGAGACAAUGCGGGCCAUGUGCUUGCUGGCUGGCAACAACACCCACAGGGUUGUGCCCAUGCUGCUCAACAAGACCCUGCCUUGGGACAGAACCAAUCUGGCCCUUUGGAAGGCAUUUGGCACCCGGCGAGAGACCACAAUCAGCGUCCUGCAGCUGCUCAUAGGCAUCCUGGAAAAGCUCCACUCCAGAGAGGAAUCUAGGGAGAUGGCCUUCCAGCCUGUGGCGGUGACAUGUGCUUUGUGUGAGAUGCUGUCAGGGUCCCUGUGCCAGGAGGCUGUCCAGGAGCUCUACCCCCGGCUGUUGCUGGCUAUACUGCAUCAUCUCUACUGGGUGAUUGAACAAAACGUACCCCAGAAGAUGGUGGUCUACAACAGGGAGGAGGGCCCAGGCCGCAAAAGCAAGCCCUUUGAUCCUACUAGUUGUGCCUUGGAGGUAGUGAAGCUGGUGUUCGUGGCAGCUGCAUAUGAAGGAGUGGUGGUCUAUGCAAAUCAGCAUCACUGCUGGGACCUUCUGUCCAGCCCCAAGUUUUACUACAUAGGGAUCAUGGACCUGACAAGUGGCAUUGUGAAGAACUGUGAACCUGCCAUCCUGCAUCGAAUCCUCAACCUCAUCAGGAACAUCCUCUAUAGCUCCAACUAUCACAGGAGGAUUCUGGCCAGGACUUUCUAUGCACAGCUGCUCUGGCACCGAUCAGUGGCUCAGACUGUGGGGCAAGACUUUUUGGGCAAUCUAAUCAAGUGGACCAAUGAGCCCAACAUCAUUAUGAAGGAAGUUGGGCUCCGUGGAAUCAGUAACCUCGCGUUGCACCCAGGACAAUCAGAAUCUCUGAAGAGCCAGGUUCCAUUCUUGCGAGACUUCCUGAAGAAUGAGGCACGAGUGACAAUGCAGGCAGUAAAGAGCCUACGGAACAUCAUCUGCUUUGGGAAGCAACAGAACACCAAGGUGGUAUUUUGCAGCAUCUCCAAGCAGCUGCGUCCACUCAUCAAUGAUGAGAGGGACCUGGUGAAGAUCUCGGCCACCUCUGCCCUGGGCCACAUGCUGCAUCGAGUUCACAAAUUCAAGCCGGGAGCCAUCACCCGAAGAGAGAUCUACAGUUUUCUAGUCCCGCUGCUGCUUAGCAUUCAGGAUAAUAACACCGAGGUAGUCAAGGCCUGUGGAGGGGCCCUGACUGAGUGGACUAAGGUGAUUGGCUGGUCAUCACUCACACAGACAUUCCAGCACACCACCCUCAGUGAUCACAUCCAGGUAUUGGAAGAAACGUGCAAGUACCUGGUGGGCACAAAAAAAAUACAGCUUGUGGGGGAGUUUCUGUCCCAGAGCUUCGACUUCCUGACGAGCCCUCAGUCCUUCCUACGGGAAGCUGCCAUCAACUUCAUAGGAUUAACAAUUAAGAGGUUAACCAUGAAACGAAUUCACGAGGAUGAUGUGGAGCUGUUACAGAAUGCUAUUGGAAGCCUGAGGAAUGAUCCUGUGGAAUCUAUCCAGUCUUUGGUCACUACUACCCUGAAAAACCUUGAUGAAUAUCUUAAUCCCGAGUCUAUCUCUGCUUCCAGGAUGAGCCAGCUGAGCAAUAACAUCUUCAAAGUCACUGGCAUGAAAACCUCAGAAAGAAAGAAGCGACUGUUUAAGACUGUCAAACAGGAAAGAGAUGAUGAUGACAAUCAGAAAAAGAAUAUCUGGAAUUGGCUUCGAGGCCCUCUAAAUUCCUUGUGCAACUGGCACAAUAGGAGGGUGAAAACUACUCCACUCAUAAUAGGCAAUUCAGAUAAAUAAUCAAUAUGGUCACAGGUCCCAACAUCUGAAAGUCCACCUACAGAAGCUGGACCUGCCCCUAAAUAAGUUGCACCUAAUUGCUCUGGGACUGAAGCCUUUUCCAUUUGUUGUCCAGAUAAGCAGUACUUUGAUUCUCAGUAGCUCUCCUACCUUUUUCCAACUGGACGGGCUACCUGGGAUUAAACCCAAGGAGGCGGUUUUGAUCCUAGAAGGCACAGUAUGUGUCUCUCCCUAGGGGAUUGUUGGCUAUCAGCAUAUACAUUUGUCAAUAAAACUUAUUUUCUCGUCCUAAGACAA
Messenger RNA from Neofelis nebulosa (Clouded leopard), 7699 nucleotides. RefSeq names its product maestro heat-like repeat-containing protein family member 1. Gene Ontology annotation, cellular component: cytoplasm. The transcript is spliced from 40 exons. Bases 2435 to 7402 code for a protein of 1655 amino acids. NCBI's taxonomy places the organism in Eukaryota, Metazoa, Chordata, Mammalia, Carnivora, Felidae. The record is from RefSeq and is a predicted model, not a curated record.